Molecule: messenger RNA, 777 nt
Organism: Caenorhabditis remanei
Lineage: Eukaryota; Metazoa; Nematoda; Chromadorea; Rhabditida; Rhabditidae
Exons: 5
Coding region: 1-777 (258 amino acids)
Biological process (GO): cell-cell adhesion
Source: RefSeq, a predicted model, not a curated record
AUGCCAUCACCAUUGAACCACCAGUUAUUUCGUGUUUUGUCCAUCAUUCUUUUGGGUUCCCACGUCUUUGCGACAAAGGCGGCCGAUGUUCCAUCGGUAUGUGAUGCUCUGAUUGAGCCAAGUGUCCUCUCAAUCGACAAACCACUCGAAAAUAUAAAAGCGAAUCGAGGUGACAGUCUAGUUCUUCGUUGUGCAUUCUAUGCUUCUCCCCAACCAAAUAUUGUCUGGUAUCAUCGUGGAAAACGUCUGGAAAAUCAUCCAGCAGCUCAAUUCGAAACUCUUCUUUCUGCAACUAAUCUCGGGCAAUCUGUUGUUGAAUCAGCUUUUCGUAUCGAUUGUUUGGAUGAACGUACAGCUGGAGAAUACUUCUGCGAAGCCACGUCCCCGUGUACUCAACCAGCUGUCACUUCUUCGACUGUAUCAAUUAUUAAAGCCCCAAAAUCGAUCACCGGAACAUGUAAAGCCCAUCGACAAUCUGUCCAAUCACCUCCAUUAAUCUCUGUUUUUACACUUUCUCGUAUCGAAUUACCGGGAGGAGUGACUCAAUUGGCAUGCAGAACACGUGGAAAUCCAGCACCAAAAACGAAAUGGUACAAGAUUGAAGAGGAUGAAUCACUGAGUUCAAUUGAGGGACAACGGAAUUAUAUGCACCUUCCAAACGGCGAUCUUUUGAUAGUUGGUGACGAAGAAACAAUCUCUGAAUCCUUCCGAUGCGUUGCUGAAAAUUCCCUUGGAUCUGUUCACCAGGACUCGUCAGUUAUCUACAUGUUGGCUUGA